Molecule: messenger RNA, 772 nt
Organism: Manduca sexta (tobacco hornworm)
Lineage: Eukaryota; Metazoa; Arthropoda; Insecta; Lepidoptera; Sphingidae
Exons: 2
Coding region: 92-442 (116 amino acids)
Source: RefSeq, a predicted model, not a curated record
GUUAUGAGCGCAGGCGCACAUCACUUGCUGGUCCGCACUCACUCACGCCGCCCGCGUCCGCGCUGCUCAGUUAAUAUAAAUUAAGUUCGAAAUGUACAAGUCCAUAAUUUUGUUUUGUGUUGUCUGUGUGGUCAUUGAGGCCCGACCAAAAUGGCAGUUCCUACCACCCAUGCAAGGUUACGUACCAGUGUACAUCAGAAACGGAGACACACCACUUGAAGAGAUCAAUCCAGACCUUGCAGAAGCCUUCCACGCGCUACCAGCAGGUCGCAGCGCUGGCAAAGAGCUGGAGGCAUCGCAAGAAAUCCCAGAACAAGCUGACCAACCGCAACCAGAAACGCCCGAGGACAUAGCAGUUCCUAACCACCCUUACGAGAAGAAGAUUUUAGAAAAGAAGAAGAAAGCGUCCGCCGAAAUCCCGAAACCGAUUGAACGUAGAUAGAUGCGUAUUAAUUUAAGGUUAUUUUAAGUUUAGAUGUUUCGAUGUUUAUAGAAAAUUUUAUGCGUAUUAUAUUAAAAUUGUAUUAGUACAAUGAAAAUGUUGCUAAUAGUUCCCAUUGUUGAAUCCGGAGAACUAUUGUUUCUGUAGGUAGAUACCAUAGAGUGAUAUGGAAUUACUAUCAUAAAUAUAACUAAGUAAUUUCCUACUGGAGCUUGCCAUUUAUUUAUUAAAUACUACAGCUAUUUAUUUUGCUCAAUAUUGUAAUGUACGACAAACCUUGCCAUGUAUUUAACAUACUGAAUAUUAAUAAAUUAACAUACUUUAUUAUGA